Messenger RNA from Corylus avellana, 714 nucleotides. Its product is annotated as small ribosomal subunit protein uS8z/uS8w. Lineage: Eukaryota; Viridiplantae; Streptophyta; Magnoliopsida; Fagales; Betulaceae. Gene Ontology annotation, biological process: translation. The record is from RefSeq and is a predicted model, not a curated record. Gene Ontology annotation, cellular component: ribosome. Gene Ontology annotation, molecular function: structural constituent of ribosome.
AAAGCACGUUAAGCUCUCCAUAUUCAGCUCGCCCCCCUCAAAGCCAAAACCCUAGUCCAUUUGUUCUCUUCUCAAGCUCCCACUCGCGGCCGCCAUCUCUGCUGUCAGGAGCUUGAAUUUGUAAGGAUGGUGAGAGUUAGCGUGUUGAAUGAUGCUCUCAAGAGCAUGUACAAUGCCGAGAAGAGGGGAAAGCGACAGGUCAUGAUCAGGCCGUCCUCCAAAGUGAUCAUCAAGUUUCUUAUGGUCAUGCAGAAGCAUGGUUAUAUUGGGGAGUUCGAGUAUGUUGACGAUCACAGAUCUGGAAAAAUUGUGGUUGAAUUGAAUGGAAGGCUGAACAAGUGUGGGGUUAUAAGUCCUCGAUUUGAUGUUGGUGUUAAAGAGAUCGAAGGCUGGACUGCCAGGCUGCUUCCGUCAAGACAGUUUGGAUAUAUUGUGCUCACAACAUCCGCUGGAAUCAUGGAUCAUGAAGAAGCAAGGAGAAAGAACGUCGGUGGCAAAGUACUUGGGUUCUUUUACUAAGAAGAAUUUUAAGGAUCCUUUUUGAAAUUUUGGAUGAUCUGCUGAGUAGUUUCUCAUUCACUGGCUGAAAGAAAAGAAACUGAAAAAAGACAUUUUUCCUUCCAAUGUUGGUAUUAAAUUUAUUCUAUAGUUUGCAAGGAUUUCUAUAUUUUGUUAUGUUUUAAUGCUAUUUUGCUGCAAGUUUGAUGAUGUUUA